This is a messenger RNA of Aspergillus candidus, 1392 nucleotides long. RefSeq names its product transcriptional regulator SPT3. Gene Ontology annotation, biological process: transcription by RNA polymerase II. NCBI's taxonomy places the organism in Eukaryota, Fungi, Ascomycota, Eurotiomycetes, Eurotiales, Aspergillaceae. The record is from RefSeq and is a predicted model, not a curated record. Gene Ontology annotation, molecular function: protein heterodimerization activity; transcription coregulator activity. The transcript is spliced from 3 exons. Gene Ontology annotation, cellular component: SAGA complex. The coding region runs from base 161 to 1279 and encodes 372 amino acids.
GCAUUUGCUUUCUGCGCAUAUUUUCCGCAUUAGGCAGUCCAGAGUGCUGUCCUGACGAUGACACUUUCUUUGAUUUUGUCCUGUUUCCCCCUUGCUAUCUCUUCUGGUCAGCUUGUCUUCAGCCUCAACAGCAACGGGUUGAUCGUCUCCUCCCGGUAUCAUGAGUUUUUCAGCCACCAGGCCUAAAGAGGCUUCAUCCGACAAGAGGGAUUGGGCAGCCUCUAGUGCUCCAACCUCUGAUGCGGAGUGUUCUAGCUCUGAGGCUGGAGACGGACCGACUGAUCAGCCCCCUCAAGAGCCCAGGGACCCAGAGGAAAUCUUUAGGGCCACUCUUACUAACCUUCUCCAUCAGAUGAUGUUCGUCUCUGGAGAGACUGCCGAGCCAGCCGUAGAUACGACCACUUUGAUUGAGGAAAUCGUUCGCCAGCAGGUCGUUGAGAUUCUUGCGCGCAGCACAGCUCUAGCCACACGUCGCGGAGUCCGCUCCAUUUCCACCGAUGAUUUGAUCUUCCUGAUCCGCCACGACAAAGCCAAGGUCUCGCGUCUGAAGACGUUCCUAUCCUGGAAAGAUGUGCGCAAGAAUGUCAAAGACUCGGACGACAAGGGUGGGGCCGACGCGGCGGACUUUGCCGGAGCGGACGAUCCCAUGGCCGGAGGGGUUGCGGGGCCGCAGGACAUGGCCGCCAAGCCGAAGAACAAGAGAGCGCGCGUCGGUCUCGCGUGGGACGUGAACAGCUUCUACUCGGUGCAGGUUCCGGAGCGCGACGACGAAGAAGACGAAGAAGAGGAGGAGCAAAACUACGCCACGCUGCAGCGGCUGGCAGCGGCGGAUGAGCGCACCAAGCACAUGACCAAGGAGGAGUACGUGUUCUGGUCGGAAUGUCGCCAGGCGUCCUUCACCUACCGUAAGAGCAAACGGUUCCGCGAAUGGGCCGGAUUCGGCAUCGUCACCGAGUCCAAGCCCAACGAUGACAUCGUCGAUAUCCUGGGAUUCCUUACAUUCGAGAUCGUCCAGACGUUGACGGAAGAGGCGCUCAAGGUGAAGGAGCGCGAGGAUCGCGAGAAGAACCGCCGCGGCGGAGCGGACAACGGCGAGAGUGCUAAGAAGCGCAAACGCGAAACUGGUCUGUUUGAUCCUCCCGAGGAGGGCCGCACGCCGGUGGAGCCGCGACAUAUCCGCGAGGCAUACCGCAAGCUGCAGGCGACGCCCAACAAGAACAUCGCAAUGUUGCUGCACAAUGGGCGGUUACCAGCGCGGAUGCCACUGAGACUGAUUUGAUCUGUGUUUCAUACACUUACGACGCAACGAGAGCGAUGUUCCUUAUUGUUUUUAACCCUUGAUUAUACACCCAUGGAGUCGGGAGCUUUAGGUCCGGGGACCGUACACUGUAC